Molecule: messenger RNA, 2316 nt
Organism: Danio rerio (zebrafish)
Lineage: Eukaryota; Metazoa; Chordata; Actinopteri; Cypriniformes; Danionidae
Product: zgc:73226
Biological process (GO): positive regulation of apoptotic process
Cellular component (GO): mitochondrial envelope; membrane; mitochondrion
Molecular function (GO): identical protein binding
Source: RefSeq, marked predicted
AGAGACGAAAGAAUCCGAAAUAAGUGCAUCUCCUCCUGAACUCCCUUUUCCCGCCAUGGCUCUGUCAGGAUCUCAAUCACCGGAUGAUGCUUUACACGGCUCCUGGGUGGAGCUGGAGGGUCUGGUGGCCUCGGCGAAUCAAACAGAAGGAGAAUCAGGAGCUCAAGGCACCACGGCCUCCGUCCUGCAGGGGGAGCUGGAGCGUAUCCUCCUUGAGGCCCAGCUGGAGUGCGAGAGGAGCGCUCAAACUGACAGUCCUCCACAGGUCGUGACCCCCAGAACAUCUGGAUCUCCUAAACCAGGCAGUGAGGGCAGCAGCAGCAGCACAGAUUGUGUUACUAUACAGUCGGAUGAGAAUGACCGGCGGGUGAGUGCUGAAUGGGUGUGGGAUUGGUCCAGUAGGCCGGAAAACCUCCCGCCAAAGGAGUUUGUGUUUCAUCACCCGAAGCAGUCGGGCUCUCUGAGCGUGAGGAAGACUGAAGUGAUGAAGAGGGGUUUGUUCUCCUCAGACGUGCUGCUCAUCCUCCUGCCGUCUCUGCUGGCUUCACAUGCACUCACACUGGGACUAGGAAUCUACAUAGGAAAACGACUUGCGUCCUCAUCCACCAGCACACUGUGACAUGUGACACUUUGCAGCUCACUGAUUGGCUGAGGAUGCUGCCACUGAUGCUGUUAGCCAAUUAUGGCUCAUGUUCCUCCUCCUGUGAUGGACAGCAGCCUCGUCUGAAAUCGUCUGUUUUUUGUCUUGUUUUACAACCAAACAAGUUUGUCUUUUUCUCUUUCCAUGUAUGUUUAAAGGGGUCAAAUUGUUCUAAAUACUUUCAGAAAAAUGUCUGGUGUUCUUUGAUAAUGUCACAUUUCCGAAUGCCAUGCAUACAUACUCAAAUCUUUGUUUAGAAAUGGAGCGCUGAUUGAAACUAAACAACAUCUGUGAACUAUCACAGCAAAAGUAAAUAUUAAAUGUAAAAUGUAUAUAUUUGAAUUGCAUAAAACAUUUUCAUACACUGUUUAUUGUUAAACUCAAUGUGUUUACACUGGUUGGUGUUAAACUUAAUGGGCUUUAUUUUAACAAUUUAAGCGCAAAUUCUAAAGCGCAAAAGCAUUAAGAGCGUAUACGAAUCCGCUUUUCUAAUUUGAACACGGAAAAAUACGGUCUGCACACUUACGCAUGGCACAGGGUUGUGCUUAUUCUCUUAAUGAGUUCUGGGUGUGUUUUGAGAAUAACGUACAUUAAACCAAUUAGACACUCAUCCCCUAUUCCCUUUAAGAGUCAGUUGCGUCAUGCUAUGGCAUUUUUGCUGAACGCUUCACUUGCGAGAAAACAGUUAAACAGACAUCUGCAGCGCGAGGAUAAAGAACGAGCCUCCUCCAUUCAGCCUCUUUACUUUCUCUUUACUCCUUUACUUUCAUGGAGUAAGAAAACAGUGGAAACUCACUGUUCUGAAGACAUCCAUUAGCCUACAUAUUUAAUUUUGUUUGUUAAGCGCAAAGAUUUGUUUCAAAACUAUUCCUAAAUUCAGUUCUUAUUUCCAACAUACGAAUAAACGUACAAUAAUAAUGAAGUGUGGUCGAACAACUGAAUUAAUAUCCAAACACGCAUCCUGUUCUUAUGCCCCAUAUGGUGAUGCAGACGUCUCCAAAACCCGGCAGGAGGACAAAUCUAAGCUUGUUUUCAUUAAAACAAAUAUAAAUAUGCAUAUGUUAGAUAAUACUGCUCAUAAUAAUAAUAUUAUACAAAUGCAAACUGUUAUCAAUAAACUGAAAAAAGCCCCCCGAGAUGAAGGGUAGUGGUUUUUAUAUUCAUGUUGAAAAUAAUCAUUUUUAUCUAAUUUUAAUCCUUUAAUUUUUUUUUUCAUAUGUAAAGUUAUUUGUGUAUUGCUGUACACCCUGUGUGUAUUAAGCAAUUUGUACGGAUUUUUGACCGCAUAAUGAAGGUGCAACUAAUGCGCUCUGCUCUGGAUUUUAGACCACCUUUUAGUUGGUCUAUUUCAGAUCCUCAAAAUAGCAACGCGCCAACAAUGCUUAACACACCUCCUUUUUAGACUAGCACACCCAUGAGUGCACAAAGUGGUGCAAAUAGAAUUGCUAUUUAAACAACGUGAUGCAAAAUGUGAAAAUUAGUUGCACUGGUCUGAAAAUAGCAACAAAUCGCGCCAUACAUGCCAUGCCUUAUUGCGCUGGGUGUAUGAUAGGGCCCAAUGUGUUUACACUGGUUGGUGUUAAAGAUAGUGUUGCUUGUUUUACAUUUAUUAAACUAAUAUUUUUCCAGUCUAAAAAGAAAAAUAUGGCUACGUUUGUGUAAAAAAAAAAAAAAAA